Lineus longissimus is the source of this 3037-nucleotide messenger RNA. RefSeq lists its product as uncharacterized. NCBI's taxonomy places the organism in Eukaryota, Metazoa, Nemertea, Pilidiophora, Heteronemertea, Lineidae. The transcript is spliced from 16 exons. Gene Ontology annotation, molecular function: calcium ion binding. The record is from RefSeq and is a predicted model, not a curated record. The coding region runs from base 100 to 2580 and encodes 826 amino acids.
CCAAGCAAGGAACGGAAUCACAUUUUUGCUUCAGCGACGUUCGGGGAGUGGCAGUACCCUUAGCAUCUUACUAUACAAAGUUUUCAGAAAGUUAGCAAAAUGGUAAAACGGUAUGAAGAUAUGCUUGCUGGAGUCAAGGAGCAUAUUGCAUUGACGGAUGCUGAGAAAGCAGAACAUGAGGCGAAGUUCAAAAAAAUCGCCGGACCAGAUUCACUCCUCUCAAUGAACGAGUACAGAGUAUACGCGGAGGAAAUGAUUGGCGAGCGUAAACCAGCUCUCAACGCCGCUCUCAAGAAACAGGAAGUUGACAAUAUGGUGGCAAGAAUGGCCGCAAAGGACCAGGACGGCGACGGCAAUAUCUCUCUUGAUGAAUUUUACGACGCCCAGCUCUUCUUCAAAAUAGAAGAAACAUUUGCGGCAAAGAACACUGAUGGUGAUGUAAGCAAGAUGAGCGAUGCUGAGCUGUUGGAAUGGAUAAGAGAAUGGACCAUUAGAGAUGCUGAUCUUGUAGGAAUGAAGAAGGUUCUCAUGUUAGCUGAGGAGACUGAACUCACCACUGACAGCCUUGCUGAAGCAAUGUACAGGACCAUUGUUCCCGACUUCGCGUCCAAGGUCAACAGGGUCAUGCAUGCGUGUAGGAGGAAGUUUAAGUUUGACGAUGUUAUGAGGUCGAAUCUCUAUCAAGAAUUUAAUUUGUUAUCCGGAGGAAAGGAUUUUAUUCCGGUUACUCUAAUGAAAAAGCGUUUCAAGGAGACAUUGAAGAGGUUACUGGGGACCCCUGCCCAGGUUCGUAUUGGAAGGCGAAUAAACGAGGGACUACGUCGAAACUCGGAUCGAGCGAAGAACGAAAUUGAAAAACUUGACCCAAAUAAUGAUGGUAAUGUGUCGCGCCGAGAAUUCGAAAGGAUGUAUAAAAUUUUCAAGGUGAUCCGAUCACUGGCAGACUAUGGCGCAGACAGUGAUGACUUGAUAAGCAGACGCGAGCUGGUGGCUUGGUUGCAAAGCGUCUGUGGACUCGCAGACGACGCAGAGGGAUGCUGCGAUGCGCUCAUGAAGCUGUUCAAAGCCAAAGAUGGCACUUUGGUAAAAGCAGAUUUUUUACUCGAACUUUCGGAACGUGCAUUUCCCAGCGAUUACUCAUACACCAAUUGGAUCGGGAAGGCCAUCAGAACCGUCUUUGCCUUGAACGAAGUCGAACUAGAGGAGGAAACGAAGAAAUUCAAAGCAAUGGCUGGUGAAUCACCCUACAUCUCGGCUGACGACUUUAAAAACAACGUGAAAGAAUUCGUGGUAUCCAAGUUCAGGGGAGCUGCAGCUAAAGACAUCGAAGAAGUUAUUGAUUCGCUACAGGGCCAGGAGGGUGAUGAAAAAGUCAGCCUACAUGAUUUCUGCAGCGGCAGGCUCCGCAGGAAGUUCACUGCGAGCUUUACCAAUGGCUGCGGCGAGGACGGUCUGCUAGACAUGGAAGAACUCAAACAGUGGCUCAGCUCGGAAUUGAAAAUUCCCAAGUCCGUCGGGGUGAGCGUAAUAGCCCUCAAAUACAUGUUCAUGCCUGACGUGAACUGCCGCGCAUCGCCUCCUGAUGUUUUUAUUAAUGGCCUGUUCGCGAUGGCAUUCCCGCCGACAAAGGUGUUUCUACGAAAGGUGGUGAAGGAGAUUAUGGAACGAUUUGCCCCUUCAGAGGAAGAAGAGGAUAUGAUGCGAACAAAUGUGUACAGACUUUCUCGAAUGGCGUUACAAAAUAGCCUCACCAGCUCAAUCAAACGCCCACGAGGCAGUAUCCCAAUGAUAGACUACCGCAAGUUCAUCGUAUCGGAGGUUGAUCAGAAUGACGAAAUUGCGUCUGAAAUGAAGGGAACGAUCAAGAAGGCCCUGAUGGACGCUGCCACUGAACAUGAUGAGAAUAAUGACGACAUCAUCACAUCGGAGGAGUUCGUCCGCGGCGAAAUCUAUAAGAAGAUGUUGUGCUCACUUCAUUCAGUUAAUGCUGAUGGGGAUUUUAUCAUGGACAAACCCGAGUUGGUCGUAUGGCUGAAGGAGACGCUUGAUUUAGAUGAUGCCUGUUACACGGAAGCGGUCCUCGAGACAUUCAUGCCUAAAGAUGCCGUCGAGUUGCCCAUUGAUGUUUUGUUGGGUGGUCUGAUGGCUGAAGCGUUCCCAAGCGACGCAAGGCGAAUAAAAGACUUCAUUUCCGCAAUCCGGGUCAAAUAUGGAAUCCCCGACACCCCGGAUUUGAAACCAGAAGAUGUGAGCGUUGAAACUGUCAUGACGUUGGAAGAAAAAUUAAGUUCACUGAUGGAAAAUCGCGACUUUGACAACCGUGGUUACGAUGGUCAGUCAUGUAUCCUGAGCGAUUGGAUCAGCGCAGUAGUGGAUAAUAUUGACGAUCCGGACGAGACGGCAAAAGCGUUAAUCAACAACGCCUUCCCCCACAACCAAAUGGAUCCAAGAUUUACCCGUAGAUUUGAUUUACGUGAGCUGUUCCGCUACAUCAUGAGCGAGGUGACUAACGACGGACGCAACGCAAAUUUACUGAUGCAAAUGCAAAUGCAAAGAGGACACCCGCCCUAUCGUCAUUGAAGAAAGAUUCGGGUGGCGAACUUGGAAACACUUGGGAAAUUAUUCCCCAAUAACUGACAAUGUAGGCAAUACGACUUCAACAACAACACACUGAAUAUACUCCAAACGUGUAAAUGAACUGAAAAGUACUGAUUAAUCCGGACGCCGUUGCGUCAUGUACAUGUAUACGCAUCAUAUUCAUAUAUAGUAUUAUUAUGGGUCGUAUGGAGGAAUUGUUUUAUUUCAAAUUAUAGAUUUUAGUCAUUGAUUAUUUCUGGUGCAAGGAGAAAACCGAGUUCUUAAUAUCAUAUCCUUGUUACCGACCUGUUUUCAACAGAAUCUUUUGAUUCUGUUUUCACUAAGUACGUGUCCGGCCGAAUUAAUUACUUGAGCCAUCAGUCCCAUCAGGAAUUCAAAUACGUAUCAGGCAUUCAUUGAAUGGCUGCGACCGGAAAUUUGCGAGCAUCCUGCGAUCAGG